Budorcas taxicolor (takin) is the source of this 1077-nucleotide messenger RNA. RefSeq names its product G protein-coupled receptor 87 (gene GPR87). NCBI's taxonomy places the organism in Eukaryota, Metazoa, Chordata, Mammalia, Artiodactyla, Bovidae. Gene Ontology annotation, biological process: negative regulation of adenylate cyclase activity; G protein-coupled receptor signaling pathway. The transcript is spliced from 2 exons. The coding region runs from base 1 to 1077 and encodes 358 amino acids. The record is from RefSeq and is a predicted model, not a curated record. Gene Ontology annotation, cellular component: membrane. Gene Ontology annotation, molecular function: G protein-coupled purinergic nucleotide receptor activity.
AUGGGGCUCAACUUGACACUUGCAAAAUUACCAGAUAAUGAGCUGCAUGGCCCAGGGAAUCACACCCCAAGUAACACAAGCGAUGGACCUGGAAAGAACACCACCGUUCACAACGAAUUCGACACUAUCGUCUUGCCCGGGCUUUACCUCGUUAUAUUCGUGGCAAGCAUCUUGCUGAAUGGUCUAGCAGUAUGGAUCUUCUUUCACAUUAGGAAUAAAACCAGCUUCAUAUUUUAUCUCAAAAACAUAGUGGUUGCCGACCUCAUAAUGACACUGACGUUUCCAUUUCGAAUAGUCCACGAUGCAGGACUUGGACCUUGGUACUUCAAGUUUAUCCUCUGCAGAUACUCUUCGGUUUUAUUUUACGCCAACAUGUAUACUUCCAUUGUGUUUCUUGGGCUAAUAAGCAUUGAUCGCUACCUGAAGGUGGUAAAGCCAUUUGGUGACUCUCGCAUGUACAGCAUAACCUUUACAAAGGUUUUAUCUGUUUGUGUUUGGGUGCUCAUGGCUGUCCUGUCCUUGCCAAACAUCAUUCUAACCAAUGUCCAACCAACGAGGGAAAAUAUUCAUGAGUGCACGAAACUUAAGAGUCCUUUGGGAGUGAAAUGGCAUAACGCCAUCACUUACGUCAACAGCUGCUUGUUCGUGGUUGUGCUGGUGAUACUGAUCGGGUGUUACAUUGCUAUUUCCAGGUACAUUCACAAAUCCAGCAGGCAAUUCAUAAGCCAGUCAAGCCGAAAGCGAAAACACAACCAGAGCAUUAGAGUGGUCGUGGCUGUGUUCUUUACCUGUUUUCUACCCUAUCACUUGUGUAGGAUUCCCUUUACUUUCAGUCACUUGGACAGACUUUUAGAUGAGUCAGCACACAAAAUCUUGUAUUACUGCAAAGAAAUGACACUUUUCCUGUCUGCGUGCAACGUGUGCCUGGACCCAAUCAUUUACUUUUUCAUGUGUCGCUCAUUUUCAAGAAGGCUAUUCAAAAAAUCAAACAUCAGAACAAGGAGCGAAAGCAUCCGAUCACUACAGAGUGUUAGAAGAUCCGAGGUCCGCAUAUACUAUGAUUAUACUGACGUGUAG